UCACCUUGUUUAUAAGACAGUAGUUCGUAUCGGGAGUCAUUCACAUAAACACAUUCUCAUAAGGAACAGUCAUAGACCUACGACUCUGAGAGCAACGGAUAAAUUACUUGGAAUUCUGAAGGAGCUGAAAGUUGUGUUUUCAAGUUGUUUUCUUUUAGCACGUUUCUGCACUUGCGGAUUCCUUUUACCCCUCAUUUGAUACACCCCAUGUAAGUCCGGAUCUGCUGGCCACAAAAUGUUUGACACCUCGUUGGGAACUAUCUUGGGUUUAAUGGCGCAGUUGAUUUGCCUGAUAAUCGGACAGAUUCUGGUGCAAAUAGUCCAGCAUCCAUUGAUCACCACGGGACUCUGCUUGCUGGCAGGAUUCGCCUAUCAUGCAGAUCAGGAGUCACUCAAGGAGGCCUAUCAGCGGGUGCUCCUUUGGACUAGGUUGCCCCUGCGAUUAGGGAGCAUCUAUAGCCCCUGCUCCAGCUAUCCACCUUCAGGAUAUGGCUACGAUAUGGACCAUGGUCCACACACCUGGCUGGCCAAGGAGGAGGUGACCUGCUUUCAGAGUCCAGUCAACAUCGAUGAGAGCCACAUCCAGCGCUUGGCCAUUCGGGAGCUGCUCAACUGGAACCACUAUGAUGAUUUGCCGGCCAGCAUUCAGCUGGAGAACACGGGUCAGACGCUGAUCCUGCGGGCCCAGUUCCAUGGCAAUGCACCCACCAUCAGUGGGGCAGAUCUCUUGGCCAGCUACACCUUUUUGGAGCUCCGUUUCCACUGGGGAUGGUGCAACAGCGAGGGAUCCGAGCACACCAUCAAUCACCGCAAGUUCCCCUUGGAGAUGCAGGUGAUGCACCGCGCGGGUUCGGGAACUCCCAGGAGCUGCACCAGCAGCUACGACCUCCUGAUGAUCGGCUAUGUGUUCGAGCUGUCCGCCCACAAUCCCUUUCUGGAUCCCCUGGUGCAGAACUUGCGAUUGGUGCAGCAGCCGGGAAAGCGAGUGCAGAUCCCACCUUUCCCCCUAUCCUACUUGAUGUAUGCAUUUCGCACGGGAUUUUACUCCUACGGCGGAUCCCUGACCCAUCCGCCCUGCUACCAGGGCACCGAGUGGUUCAUCUUUCCCGAAUCCCUGGCCAUCAGCGACUUCCAGCUGCGUCACUUCCGUUUGCUCCUCGGUCCGGAUGGCAUCUCCCCCAUAGCCCGUAACUGCCGACCAGUACAGACCAUGGGCAACCGGGUGGUGAGCUUGAACUGCUUCUGUCCCUAUGACGCCGCCCAGCUGGCCAGGAUGCAUGUGGAGCUGUGCCAGCAGCAGAAGCUGGAGGAGCACGAGGAGGAGCGCCUGGAGCAGGAGCAGGUGCAGCAAAUGGAGAGGGAGCUGGAGCGAGAGAGGGAGCUUGAAAGGCAGAGGAUGGAGCGGGAGCGAGAGGCGGCCGCCCUCGCUGCGUCCGAGGAUGAGGGUCAGCUGGUGGAGACCAUUGAUACCACCACCAUAAUCACCAGCAGCAGCAACACCAGCAUCUGCAUGACCACGAUGAUGCGCAAGGAUUCGCCCCGGGAGCUGGAGCAGCCUGCCCAGAUGCCCACUCCCAAUCCCAGCCAGAGUUCACUUCGCAAUCCCGGCAUGGUGAUCUUUAGCAGUGGCAACGAGUCGAAGACCAAGUGUGGCCUUCAGCUGGACAUCCCUGAGGAGCUGAUGAUGCGGGAUAACAGCGGAGCUGGAAUGGGAAUGGGCAUGGGAAUGGGAAUGGGUACCCAGAAUGGCUGCAAGGCGGAUGCCAUGUGCGGCGUGGGCGAUGGCGUCAACAUUGGGACACUCCAUUUGUGGUCCAAGCUGCACGCCGAGCUGGUGGGCAAGGAUGGAGGACAUGGCGCACCGGUCAAGGCCAACUGGGGGCCAAGUGCUGCUCUCUGUGUGCCCGGAACCAAUUGAAUCGCGUGCGCGUGGAUUAAACAAGUUGCGUUUAUAUUUUCUGAAGCAUAGCCACCGAGUUCCCUUGACUUUUAACC
Drosophila suzukii is the source of this 1995-nucleotide messenger RNA. NCBI's taxonomy places the organism in Eukaryota, Metazoa, Arthropoda, Insecta, Diptera, Drosophilidae. The record is from RefSeq and is a predicted model, not a curated record.